Messenger RNA from Osmerus eperlanus (European smelt), 2593 nucleotides. It is a transcript of the gene hnrnpd, whose product is annotated as heterogeneous nuclear ribonucleoprotein D. The transcript has 7 exons. Gene Ontology annotation, biological process: regulation of gene expression. Lineage: Eukaryota; Metazoa; Chordata; Actinopteri; Osmeriformes; Osmeridae. The record is from RefSeq and is a predicted model, not a curated record. The coding region runs from base 358 to 1299 and encodes 313 amino acids. Gene Ontology annotation, molecular function: RNA binding. Gene Ontology annotation, cellular component: chromatin; nucleoplasm.
CCCAUGCCAAGUUAGCUAGCAAAUUUGUAUUUAAGGAUAACUGGCCAAAUAACAAAAAAAUGGAAACCUAUUCUCUUUUUUAUGUGGUAGUUGUUGGCAUACUGGCUCUUUGCUUAGCUGAACGUAAUUAAGAGCGAAACUUCAUCGUGGGGGAAAAACACAGUACCAGUCAGAUUGAUAGGAAGCCGAGUAGCUAGCUAAUAGCUAAUUAUCUUCACUAGCUAACAAGUCUAGCUAGCUAACAUCCAAACGAGUUGGGAAAGCUGUGCUUUAAUCGUUAUCUCUUCAGCUAGCAAGCUAGUCCAGUAACUACCAUCGCUCACAAGUCCCCACGUUAGAUAUUCGUACGAAACAAAAAUGUCGGAGGACCUUGAAAUAGGUGAUGAUCCAACUCUGUUGACAAUGAUGGAAGAAGACGGAGAGGCAAGCAGUGAAGAACAGAUGCCGACUGCAGAGUGCAGCUCGGGCCUGGGAAGAGGAGGAGAGUCCGAGGGAUCAAAGAUUGAUGCAAGCAAAAACGAGGAGGAUGAGGGGAAAAUGUUUGUUGGUGGGCUCAGCUGGGACACAACCAAGAAGGAUUUGAAAGAUUACUUCUCUAAGUUUGGCGAGGUGGUAGACUGCACACUUAAGCUGGACCCAAUGACAGGCCGAUCCAGAGGCUUUGGCUUCGUGUUGUUUAAAGAGGCUGAGAGUGUUGAUAAGGUCACUCAACAGAAGGAACACAAGCUGAAUGGGAAAGUCAUCGACCCAAAGAAGGCCAAGGCAAUGAAGAGCAAGGAACCGAUAAAGAAGAUUUUUGUUGGCGGUCUCUCUCCAGACACUCCAGAAGAGAAAAUCAAAGAGUACUUUUGCACAUUUGGAGAGUUGGAGUCUAUUGAAUUGCCCAUGGAAAACAAAACAAAUAAAAGACGUGGGUUCUGUUUCAUAACCUUCAAAGACGAAGAAUCUGUGAAAAAUAUCAUGCUGAAGAAAUAUCACAAUAUAGGACUGAGCAAGUGUGAAAUCAAGGUGGCCAUGUCCAAAGAGCAGUACCAGAUACAGCAGCACUGGGGAGGGAGAGAUGGAUAUUCCCCCAGACCUCGAGGCAGGGGGCCUAGUCAAAAUUGGAACCAGGGUUACGGAAACUAUUGGAACCAAGGAUAUGGCAACUAUGGAUACAAUAACCAAGGCUACGGAGGAUAUGGUGGCUAUGACUAUUCUGGAUACAACUAUGGAUAUGGUGACUAUACCAAUCAACAAGGUGGAUAUGGCAAGUCCCUGAGACGAGGAUCACACCAAAACAGUUACAAACCAUACUGAUGUGGAGAAUUCGCACAAACAGGUAUAACCGAAUCUCUCUCACCACAAACCUAAAAUCGAAAAACUACUUAGUGGUAUCACUUCUUUGUACCAUAAUUAACAUGAAUAAUAAUCCCUUUCAAAGUUUUUCACAGCACCCUGAAGUGCUUUACUGUAAUGGUAACAUAGAGGGCAACAGCCUUUGUGGUGAUUAUUCUAACAGCUGGCUUUCGGCUGUCUCUUUUGCACCAUUUUGUAACUGUAAAGUUAACAGGUAAAGUAUUGCUAUGACAGUUAAUGAAUGUGAAAAACUAAAAGUACAAGGAAAAAGAAGAAUUGUUGUCUCCUAACUGACAUAUACCUUGUUUGUACCUGCCAGCGGAGCUUCCUUGCAGGCCAUGAGCUGACCCCACGAUACUCUCAGGCCCGCUCAAUGCGGACCGGGCACGAGAGGCGUACGCUCUCGAAUGCUGCCGUUUGGUAUGGUCUUUCAACAUCCUGUAUCAGCACCGUAAACAAAGUGGGAUAUUCCCAUCUUUGUCAUCUUGCUUUACAUUUAAUUCCUUCGAUUGUUUCGUUUCUGUAAAUAUUUUAAAUACACGUAAAUUAAUGUUUAAUGUAAAUUAAAUGUCGUUUUUUACAGGCCCCUACUACCCCCACAAGUAAUUGUAAAAUACGACAGAGAAAAUAACUAUUUACUUUUUAAAGGAUACGUCUUCUCUGGACUUUCCAGUUCCUAAUCUUACCUGUAAUGCUUGCUUUCUUUAUUUAGCCCUCGUAGCCGUAGUAACCAGUAGUCCAUGAGCUUAAACCUGGUUUGUACUUGGAUGCCACUGAUGGAGAAGUGCGUUACUUUUGUACUUGUUUACUGUUUGUUACUGACAGCGGUGGGAAAAGCUUUUAUACAAUUUUAAUUUUCCUCUAACAAAUUCUCUUCUUUUGGAAAAACAUGGAAGUACAAUGUGUCCAGAAAUGUGCAUGUAAUGCUUAACUUAACGUGUAUAUAUUUUUUUACCAAUUGAAGGCUUCCUUAUUGAUUUUGUAGUUGCGUUUUGACUCUUAUCGCACCUAAGGAUUUGUAGCUUAUGGACUAACUGAAUGUUAAAAAUCAUUGUUUUAUUGUCUUUUCAUAAUGAAUUAAAGACGGGGGAUUCCUAUUUUAUAUUGUUUUUGUUUUCUGUACAGUCAUAAUAGACUGUUUGGCUUGUUUGUUUUCUGCAGGCUUCGAAGUGAUACACGAUUGGAAGCUGUCUUUCGAUGGAGCAUUGGCGGAAGACUUGGCAGUAUCCAGAUAACAUGACGGAGAGAUUAUGGG